CCUUAGUGUCAUUGCAGGGUAUUUAGUUUUGGAAUCAAUAAGACCAAGUGGUGGAAUGCGAGACAGCUGGCAAACAUGCAGAAAACAAUCUUUUCAAGUUCAGCAGAGCAACCUUUCUUCUAUGGACAAUAUCGCAAAGGAGGGCUUUUCAAAGCAAUGCCCAGGAGAGACCCUAAUGGCGAUGUUGACCUUAGGCUUGUGGUGAUUGGCAGCAGUGGCCCCGCACAGUUUUUGCUUACCAAUUCCAUCCUGGGCAAGGAGGAGUUCACCAGGGAUGUCUGCAGCAUUGCAGGGAGCCGCAAGAACCUGGGGGAUCUGGCAGGCCGGCGGGUGGCGGUGAUCAACAGUCCCAAUCUCUACGAGAAGGACCUGUCCAAGGCCAAGAUGAAGGAGGAGCUGAGGAGGGCCAAGUGUCUCUCAGCCCCAGGCCCCCACGCCUUCCUCCUGGCCUUUGACCUGGAUGGGAUGAGCCCCAAUGACAUCAAGUCCCCCAAACUGGUGGUGAAACGCUACGGCGAGCGGUCGCUGAACCACGCCAUCAUCCUGCUGGCCUACGACGGCAAUCUGGAGGGUCAGGCGCUGGACGACAGGGUGAUGCGCACCGACUCGCACCUGCGCGAGCUGUUGGAGCAGUGCGGCUGCCGGUACCACAUCUUCCCCAAGAACUGGCAGGACCGCAGCCAGGCCCGGGAGCUGGCGCACAAGAUCGAGAGGAUGGUGACGGCGCUGGGCGGCCACUACUACACCAGCCACUCGUACCAGCGGGCGGAGGACAGCGUGCGGAAGGAGGUGGCGCGGCUAGAGAAGAGGCGCGAGGGGGAGACGGACCGGGCCUGGUGCGGGCUUGAGCAGCAGUACCAGGGCGACGAGCUGCGCCGGCAGGUCGACGGCUACAACUCCAGCAUCCACGCCGAGAUCCGGGCCAGGGCCGAGCUGGACAACGGCUGGCUCCGGACCACGCUGGCCACAGGGGUUGGCGUGGGCUUCGUGGUGGGGGCAGUCAUGGGGAUGGCGAUUGGGUCGGUGGAGGGGCCGCUGGGGAUUGUGGUGGGCGGGGUUGUGGGAGGGGGUGUGGGCGGCGGCACUGGAGGGGCCGUGCAAGUGGCGAUGGAACACCUCGAGGACCGGAUCGGACCGCAUCCCAACAACUUUAACACCAUGUUCAUUAAUCGCUUCUUCCGCCUGCCACGCUCAUCUUUCCGUUAGGACAUUCUGCU
This is a messenger RNA of Alosa sapidissima (American shad), 1217 nucleotides long. RefSeq names its product GTPase IMAP family member 4. Lineage: Eukaryota; Metazoa; Chordata; Actinopteri; Clupeiformes; Clupeidae. The record is from RefSeq and is a predicted model, not a curated record. Gene Ontology annotation, molecular function: GTP binding. The transcript has 3 exons. The coding region runs from base 76 to 1206 and encodes 376 amino acids.